CCAAUUUAAAGGCCCAUUUGAUUAUUGACCCGAAAAACCAAAAAAGAAUAGAAGAACACUUCAAGAACACCUGAGAAAAAGCUUGGACAGUUCUAGAACACAAGCAAAAACGAGAUUUUUUCCCUUUGUAGUGGCUUUCAAUGCAACGUUUCAAUAAAUUCUUCCUAAAUUAUCAAACCCCACUUGCUAGAUUUGUCAUUUCUCGCCAUUCUUGUAGCAAAUUGUUCAUUGGAGGACUUUGUUAUGAUACCAAUGAACCUGUUCUUAAACAAGCUUUUGAGCAACAUGGUGAAAUAAUUGAAGUGAAAGUAAUAUGUGAUCAUAAAAGUGGAAAAUCCAAAGGAUAUGGGUUCGUGAAGUUCACUUCGGAAACUGCAGCUAGCAACGCCUUGAAGGAAAUGGAUGGUCAAGUAAGUUUGGAAGUGUUAUUGGAUGGAAGAAAUAUUCGCAUCAGUUAUGCCCACAAAGGAUGACAUUGAGGGUUUUAAAUCUCAUCUUUCCUCGUGUGUUCAAGAACUAGCGAUUUUCAUCCAUGAAAGUUGUAUUGAAGAUUGUCUUGAUUCGGGAAUUUAGUCGAGGGACAUACAUCCACCAACCAAAAAGUGUCUUAUACCAUGACUCUGCAUCGUGUGUCAGGCAAGUGAUUACAGCAAGCUGGCCCGACGUUCUGAUGGUAGUCAGCUAGUCGUCUAACAGGUCCAGAUCAAACUUUAAUUAGUCCAUUUUCUUUUUUCCCUUGUACCUACUAGGCGAAUUCAUGUUUCCUGUAAAUAGCGAGGAUCGUUAAGAGGAUUUAAUUUUUACAGUUGUUAGAAGGAAAUUUUUAAUUGCAAUAGUUUUGAUAUUUUGGAGGGAGGAAAACUCCAGUAUCAACAAUGUAUAUAGGCAUUCAACUUGCUCAAUGAGCAGGAAAAGUUGAACAAGGAAUUGAGUUCUGCACUUACACUAUGCUAUUAGUGUGGAUGAUACAGGUUGUCAUAAAA
Solanum dulcamara is the source of this 983-nucleotide messenger RNA. RefSeq names its product glycine-rich RNA-binding protein 4, mitochondrial-like. The record is from RefSeq and is a predicted model, not a curated record. Lineage: Eukaryota; Viridiplantae; Streptophyta; Magnoliopsida; Solanales; Solanaceae. The transcript is spliced from 5 exons. Gene Ontology annotation, molecular function: RNA binding. Bases 141 to 473 code for a protein of 110 amino acids.